Molecule: messenger RNA, 1275 nt
Organism: Phytophthora infestans T30-4
Lineage: Eukaryota; Oomycota; Peronosporomycetes; Peronosporales; Peronosporaceae
Exons: 6
Coding region: 1-1275 (424 amino acids)
Source: RefSeq, a predicted model, not a curated record
AUGACAUUACUACUGGAGACGAUGCGUGUGGUUAAUAACAAUCUCCCUUCUCGAAUUGCGGAAUAUGAUGAAUCUGAGCUACUAGCAGACUUUACCCUAGGAGAUGGUUUUCGGGUCACGAUCAACAAUCACACGGUGACGCGUUCUAUUGUCGAGCUGUACUCAAGUGCACGAAUCGUUGCUUGUGAUGUCAUUGAUCGCAGCAGAGAUCUUGGAGUACCGACGUUUACAGUGGUGUGUGAUAUGUUGACGUCGAAGACCCAGAAAUCCACCAAAUACUUGGGCCUCCGUCUCUACUUUACCGACUGUGAACUGAAACUCCAAUCGAUUCUUUUGGGUACUCGCCAUUAUGAACCCAUGUAUGGCGAGAGAAGUGAAGGAAACAUCAAAUGGAUGAUGACGACAGGACUUCAUCUUAAAUGGGAAUGGAGUAUGCCGCAUCUAACGAGCGCUGCAACAAAGAUGGCAUUUGGAAUCGUGCCGCAGCGAUGCAACUCGAAGAACCCCGAAGGAACUGAUCUGCUUUCACGCAUCGCUCGCACCACGUAUGCAAUUCGUUCUAAUGCAACCAUGGGGAGUCUUUUUGCCGAGCUUUGUGAAAUGGCGAACACUGGCGCGUCCAAACAAUUGCUUGAGCAUAAAGAUCACCGCUUUAUGGGUUUAGAGAAGGUUAUUAAACCUGCACCAGAGGGCCUACCUAUCGCAGAUGACAAGGAAACUCUUUUCCAAUUGUAUGGACUGCUGAACCCUGUUGCAGCUCUCAAUACUAAAAGCCAGAAAGAAGACACAAACCAAGUGAGCGUUCUCCUGUCGGUAUUUCGCCUUCGAACGACCAUUUUGGACGAAACGCAGCCCAUCCAAGACAAGGCACAACCCUCUUCGGAACCUCCGCUGUUCUACGAAGUGCAAAAUCUCACUCGACUCGCCAAAACUACGCGUGCCCUGCUAGCACAAGCAUUUCACAAGAACUUCUUCAUUCGCUAUACGGACCCAUCGCGUUUUCGGAGUACAGCUUAUAUACCAGAAAUGCAAUUGUUGUUGCACCCGUCAACCAAGAACCAAGCCAAAACUCUCGCUAAGAUUCCCCACCUUCGCCUAGACGAACAUAGCGUGGCGCGAAAUGUAGCGUCUGUGAAGGUAGCUCAGCAAACGGUGUUUUCGGAAGAUCUCAUGGAAUUUACCGAAGAAACAGCGAUGACAGUUGUUCAACGCGAUGUGCAUGAAGCUCGAGUCGACGAAGAGCUCGACAGGUGGUUAGCAGAUCCGACAAAAUGA